Rhododendron vialii is the source of this 1102-nucleotide messenger RNA. RefSeq lists its product as uncharacterized. The record is from RefSeq and is a predicted model, not a curated record. The transcript has a single exon. NCBI's taxonomy places the organism in Eukaryota, Viridiplantae, Streptophyta, Magnoliopsida, Ericales, Ericaceae. The coding region runs from base 78 to 743 and encodes 221 amino acids.
UUCACAUUACCUGUAUUUCGUUCGAACUAUACCAUUUGCCCCACCAAAUUCUCUCCCUCUCUCUCUCUCUCGCAGAGAUGUCGAUGUCCCUCGGUCAACACCCUUCGAUUUCUGUUCGUACCCCACCCUCUCACCUUCUCCAAAAUUGGUCCCAAAUCAUCCCAACGAGAAGAAGCAGAAACAACACAUCAAAGCUGAACCAAUUCUCCCACUUGGGUCAUCACCACCAUCGUCAUCGACGACCACAACCAUGGCUUUGCAACGCAGCAGAAAACGAUAACAACCCGCCAGAUGUUCGAGAAAAUACCCCACCCAACAACCCACAUGAAGAAGGCCCACAAGAUCAAGAACCGUUUUGGUCCACCACGCAGAUCAUAACCCGACUCAGAAAAUACGGAAUUGCUGGAGUACUAUCAUAUGGGCUACUAAACACUGCUUACUAUCUUAUUGCUUUUCUAUUGGUAUGGUUUUACAUAGCUCCGGUGCCCGGGAAAAUGGGGUAUUGGGCAGCAGUGGAUAGGUUUGUGAAGAUAAUGGCGAUUGUGUGGGCUGGGAGUCAAGUUACUAAGAUUGUUAGAGCCGGUGGGGCUCUUGCUCUUGCGCCGUUUGUGGAUAGAGGGUUGUCUUGGUUUACGGUCAAGUUUGAGUUUGAGUCUCAAGGGAAGGCAUUCAUGGCCAUUGUUGGGUGUUGUUUUGGAUUGGCUGCGUUGCUGUUUUUUGUUCUGACUUUGCUUUGGGCAUGAACGUAUCGGCAAAGCUUUGGAAACAUGUGUCCGGACAUACAGACGUAUUCGCACUCGUUUGAUGAUUGUGGGUUCCAUGUGUAUUGUUGUGUGAGGCUCACUUCCACCAAAGACUUUGAUGAUUGUGGGUUCCAUGUGUAUUGUUGUGUGAGGCUCACUUCCACCAAAGACUACGCAUCUGUGUCCUGAUUUGGGUCCGUGACACUACUCAAUGGAUAUUUCAUUGAGAUCAGUUAUUUGAAUUGCUUUUCAAUUUCGCCAGUGAUUCAUUUUUUUAAUUCUCUUAAAUGCACACCUUCGGGCUUCUUGAAUUGAUGCACAGAAUGAUAUAGUCUUAAUGCAUAUGGAAAUAUGUUCAA